UUUAUUUUUUGUUUAGUGUGUGUGUAUGUAUGUGUCUGAUUUUUGUUCAUCAUUCCAUUGUUCGAAUCAAUAGAUAGAUCAUAAUAAUAAAUUUCAUCAUAGAUCAUCGAUGGCUUGUAUGGAUUUUUCAUUUGAUUCAAGAAUUCGUAAAAAAUAUGUUCCAUUAAUUAAUCAACAGAGAUAUCUACGCCAUGUAAAACGUAUUGCUGCCCGUAAUUUAUUUAUUCCAGAACCAUUAUUACGAUCUAAAUUACGAUUAUUUGGUGAAAAUAAUGAUAAUAUUGUCGAUGAUAAUGCUGAGGAUGAAACACGAUUAUAUUCCAGUUUAAAUAUUUCAUUCUAUUAUACUAUACAUUAUCCAUUCAUUCGAGAAUGUCCUAAUCAUCAUCAAAGUGAUCCUUCAUCACGAUUAACCAAUGAAAUCCACUGUGAUUGUAAUUGUGGACGAUUAUUAUAUCGUAGUGAAUUUCUCAUGAAUAAUAAUCCAUCAUGGAAAGGUCUAGAUGGCUCAUCACUUUGUUCACCAUCAAUUUCACAAUUUAUUGUUCGCGUUUAUUUCGUUCGAAUGGAUCAAAUACCAUCGUCGAGGUUGAUUAGAAAUUUAACGAAUAAAAUCAAAGAUCAUCAUGAUCAUCAAUGUCAAGAAAAAUAUGAAACGGAUGAUGAAAUUGGUACAUUAUUUCUAGAAUGGAAUGUAAAUCUAACUGGUCUGCUAUAUAUUGGUGAAGAAUUUCCAAAAGAUCGACGUCUCACUAGAAAUUCAAUAAUAUUUGGUUUUGCUGAAGGUUUCUAUACAAGUGUAUGUUCUGUGGCCAAUGAAACACUGCUUACACAUUCAAUGCCACCAAGUGAAAGUUUACAAAUUACCGAUUUCCAUAUAACUCGUGAUUCAUAUUGUUUAAAUACAUUGAUUCGAAUACAAAUGGUACAAUGUAUAAUGCAAGCAACAGCUACACAAUCGCAGCUAGAAAAAUCAUCAUUGGAAGAUGAAUUAAUGAAAUUUCGUCAGAAACAAGAAUUACAAUCAGAUAUUGAACGGAUGAAAACAUCAAUUGAAUUCUUGACAAUCAUAGCUGAACGUCGUCGAAAACGAUUACAAAAAUUACAACAAGAAAUGGCCACAAUUGAAGAAAAAUUAUGUGAAUAUAAUAUGGACAUGUCAUCGAAUGUUCAACUGUUGAAACAGGAAUUAUCAUUACUUAGUGAAUUACGUUCAAUUAAAUUACCGGAAACCGUAAGAAAAUUAUCUCAAAUACGAUCGGCACUUGUUUAUCAUCGAAAAUCAUUGGCAAGAAAAUUUUUCUCCCAUAUUUAUCCGAUUGUUCCAUUUCCAGAUGGUAAUGGUUAUUCAAUAAAUUGUAUCCAUUUGCCUAGUGCUCAACAAAUGGAUCAUCAUCAAUUGAAAAUGAUUUCCAUCGGCCUUGGUUAUGUUGCACAUCUUGUCUAUUAUCUUUCAAUCGUAUUGGAUGUAUUUCUUUUUCAUCAGAUAAUACCAUUUGGUUCAAAUUCUUCGAUAUUAGAUCUCUAUAACAGGCUAUUACCACCUAAUGAUCGUAUCGUUCCAUUAUAUCCAAAAUCUAGAUCAAAUUUAAAUAUAAAAUUCUUUAAACAUGGUUGGCAUCUAUUGAAUCGUAAUAUUGUAUUUUUACGUCAAUCAAUGGGCAUUGAUGAUUCGAUCGAUUUAGCGUUAACAUUAUGUAAUUUAUAUUCAUUAUAUCGUAAACGAUUUGCCUAUGAUAAUUAUAAUGAUGAUAAUGAUGAUGAUCAUCAAAAUAAUGACGAUAAUGAUUGUCAUUUCACAAAUGAUGAUACAAUGAAUCGUUUCAAUACAUAUUCACCAUCGAUUAUCGUCGAUUCAUCACGUUCAAAUUCACAACGUUUACAUAGCCUCCACCACGAUAAUGAUGUUAGAUUUGAUUUGGAUGAUGAAAAACUUUUACGUAAUAUCAAUGAAGUAAAAAUCAACGAUAUAAUGAUCGAUACAUUAUGGAAAGAAGUCGAACAAAUGACACUACAAUCGAUGAAAAUGAAUUCACAAUCUACUUCAAAGAAACAACAAUCAAGAAAUUCACAACAACAACCACCAUCAACAUCUGCAAUGGUAGCUAUCGUUGAAGAACAAAUCAAAGAUAUUAUCAUUAAACAACGGCAACAAAAACGUCAACAAAAUUCAGAAUUACUAAGUCAACUGUCAUCAUCAUUGUCAUUUUCACGUGCAUCAUCAUCAUUCGAUAUAUUGACACCCAAUUCAAUACGUUCAUCUGUGAUAUCUACAUCAUCACCACAGGAAAUUCUUCGUCACCAACGGCGACGAUUUAGUACAACAAAUCAACCAACAUUAUCAUCAUCAUUUGGUUCAAAUGGUAGUGGUGUUGUUGGUGAUCAUCAUCAUCAUCAUAAUAAUUCAUUAUCAUCAUCAUCAUCAUCAUCAUCAACGUUUCGUAUAAAUACCGGUCAUCAUUGUGCAUCAUCAUUAUUAUUUCAACAAUUUCAUUCAAUACGUAGAAUUCAAAAUCAACAAAAUCAGCAACAAGCUAGUGCAUCAAAUAAUAAUAAUCAUAAUAAUAAUAUAAUUUCGAUUGUUUGUUUACCUCUUACUCUUAUUACACGAAAAAAAUGA
Messenger RNA from Dermatophagoides farinae (American house dust mite), 2620 nucleotides. Lineage: Eukaryota; Metazoa; Arthropoda; Arachnida; Sarcoptiformes; Pyroglyphidae. The record is from RefSeq and is a predicted model, not a curated record.